GGAGAACACGAGCACGACGCUGGCGUUGCAUCGACGACGAGACCUCGAUCGAGAGCAAGCGGAGAGCAGAGCAGAGCAGAGGAAUAGGGAUCCGGACUGGUUCGUCGCUUGUACCGCAGGGGAGCAAAUUCAGGAGAGUGUGUGUGGAUUGUAGCAAGAUUUGAAUUUGUCGUCGUCAGCCGGAGAGCCAUCGAGAGAGAGAGAGAGUGUGAGUUCCGGCUCGACGGCUUUCUUGGAUGCUUUUCGGCAGCGGAGGGAGGCAAGAGGAGAGGUCGCGGAAGGGCACGCAGUUUUGAAGUCGUGCGAGUCGGUCGGUCGGUGUUGGCAAGGAAUUGGGGAUCGGUCCGCGCGGAGGAUGAGAGGAGAGGAGAGGAAAGUUGAUGGGGAAGGAGAGCUGGGGAUGUUUGAGGAGGGGGAGUCGUGAUUGGCUCACGGCAUGGUGGUCGUGCGUCGAGCGAGGGACGAGUUGGAAGGAUCGAAUCUUGUAGCUUUUGUUGCAUGGUGUAAAUAAGUUGGAGGAGGUGGAAUUUGCAGGCUUUAUGGGGUGUGUUGUGAAGGAGCUCAAUUUUGGUAGCGUUUGGUGCUCUUCGAGUUCGAUGUCAUAUAUGUAGUGCCCAUCAUUUGCUUUCAGCUUCUGUUGUCUUCGAUUUCUGCACUUCAUGGACCUCAAUGGAUUCACGACGGCGGGAUUACGCAGUGCCAAUUCGAAUCUAAAGGCUCAGCCUCGACCUUUUACAAUACUUUGCAUCCCGUUCCCCACAAAUAUGUUCAGAUUCUAAGCUUCACAUCGGGACAAUUUCAUUGUUGACAAACUUGCGCACGUCAGGACUGGUCAACUCUGGACUAAGUCACCUUGACGGCAGGCACGCACAUGUCUUCAACGCAGCACCAAUUUUCGGAACUUUCACGGGCAAAUAUUUCGUCUGAAUGAUCUCGAGAAGCAUGACUAUUCUCAGAUUGUUCUGACGCUUUUCGAGUGUUGUGCCUUUGACAUGCACAGCGAGCAAACUUACCUUAGAGCUCUUACUCGCAGUCGAGCUACAGCACAUUCUGUUUAGAGGAGUAAGACAGAUCCGGAGUAAAAUCUCACAGGUGAUAAACCCGACAGUGAGCGUUGCGCCACGGAAAGAAGACAAGAUGUGGAUAGGGUAUGUCACAGAGAAGGCAUUGGAGGUGUUGGUGCCGUCAUGGGGGGAGAUCAACGUUUCUCUUGCUGCCGCCGUUCUCCUCGUUCUGGUGGUGAGCAUCUUGCAACACACACUCGUGGACGAACAACAAGGGACAAGUAACAGGGGCCGAAAAGGAGCGCUUCCUGGAGAGUUUGAAGUUGAUGGAAAUAGAUACAGUGAUAUGCUUGGGCAUGACCCCAAUUCAAGUACUGGUGGGGUUCAAUCUAGAGAGUUUGCAUCUAGAACCUGGGAUAGUGCGUUUGUUUACAUGAUCAGAUUGGAGCUGCUCGCUGCGAAGAAUUUGUUGGCUGCCCAUAUGAAUGGCACUUCAGAUCCGUAUGCGAUCAUCACUUGUGGAGGAGAGAAGCGAUUUAGCUCACUGGUGCCCGGAACAAGAAAUCCAAUGUGGGGAGAGGAAUUCGACUUCUAUACAGAGAAUCUCCCAGUCGAGAUUCACGUUUCUAUCCACGACUGGGAUAUAGUUUUCAAGAGUACAUGUCUGGGAAACAUGAAACUUUUAAUUGAAGAUGAAGGACAAACCGAGGCCAUUUGGCAUCCUUUAGAUACCACCGCUGGACAGGUUUGCGUUCAGACUAUCACAAAGAAAUAUCCCGUCAGUGCUUCCGAGAAUCUGAAUGGAUUUGCUGGAACAAUGGCUAGAAGAAGAUAUUCAUCUGAGAGACCGAGCGGAACAGAAGUUCGGCAGAAACCUGGACCUCUUCAAACGAUAUUUGGCUUGCCUCCUGACGAGGUUGUGCAGCAUAGCUACUCAUGUGCGUUGGAAAGGUCAUUUCUUUAUCAUGGGAGAAUGUUUGUGUCUAGGUGGCAUAUCUGCUUUCACUCCAACGUGUUUUCAAAGCAGUUGAAGGUUGUUUUGCCCUACGAGGAUAUUGACGAGAUUAAACGAAGUCAGCAUGCCUUUAUCAACCCUGCCAUCACCAUUAUAUUGAGGGCCGGCGCAGGUGGUCAUGGGGUCCCCCCUCUGGCCAGUACUGAUGGAAGGGCUAAGUACAAAUUUGCUUCAUACUGGAACCGAAAUCACGUUCAUAGAGCAUUGGUACGGGCUGCUCAAAAGUAUAGAGAAAUGCAAGAUGCUGCAAAACAGGAACAAAAGCAAUCCAGCUUACGAGCUCAGAGCAGCUCCUUUAGGCAUCUGCAGGAAAAUUCCGCGUCCUUUUAUGAGGAGGCGUUACCCGCAACGUCACUGGCGGAAGUGAAGAAUAUUCUUCCUUUUCUUAAAGAAGAUGCCUUGACAGAGAUCAUCAAGGUGGAUUUGCCUGCUUCUGCUGAGAGGGUUUUUGGAGCAUGCUACAGUAAUGAGUCCAAGUUCACAGAAGCGUUCCGUGCUCUUCGGAAAGAUACCGAACUAAAGAUUGAACAGUGGCACCCGACAGAGCAAUAUUCGGGUGAAAAUCGGAAGAUUACUUUCCGGGCAUUGUGUAACAACCCCAUGUGUCCCCCAGAUUCUGCCAUGACAGAAUAUCAACACGUCGAAAUGUCAGAUGAUAAGAAAGUUCUGUUACUUGAGACAGUACAACAAUGCCACGACAUACCGUUUGGUUCUUACUUUGAGGUACAUGCGAAGUGGACAUUUGAGAGUUCAUCAGAGAGCACAUGUCUCCUUGUCGUGAAAGUUGGAGCGCAUUUCAAAAAAUGGUGUGUGAUGCAAGGGAAAAUAAAAUCAGGCACAAUUACCGAGUACAAAGGAGAGGCAAAGUCGAUCAUAGACGUCAUGCGGACGUUUUUAGAAGGGGUGGACACGGAGGACACAAGUCCAAUAACAGGCAGUCUUGCCGGUGAUGAGCGAUUGGGUGACAGUCAGGUUGCCGUUUGAUUAAUCACUUUCCACACCACUCUCACUGUAGUCGACUGCGUACGGACUUGCGAUCCUUCAAUACAGAGUGAGGCAAAGGGCUGGGCUUGUAAAUAUAUCGCCAGUACAUUCAGAGAAUCCAUAAUUUAAAUCAGUCUUAAUCAAGCAACUGCCGGGCGUCUAAGAUGGUGGUCAUUAUGACAAGUUUCACAGAGCCAGCGUAAUGAUCACAGUUCCACUUGUAAUUAUAAGAACGUAUAUAGUUGGUUAUUGAGCCCAAGUCGGAUCCCAACCGAAGGCUACUGAUUCCUCCCACAUGCACUUGUCAUGGGUGAAGAGGGCAUGACUAGAAAGUGGGUAGGUGUCAUAGCGUGUCGGCCCCACAUCAGACACAAGAUCUUGAAAUGUGCCCGACCAGUUGAGCAUAUGGUCUCAAGGCUCAGCAGAACGUUGUCUUCGUCCAGCACAAUAUCAUUCAGUCCGGAGCACGAAGGCGGUAAAUAGAAGCCCUGCAAGUGUCAAUAUCUGCCUAAGGAGGUGUCUUGCCCGUCAUCAAACUGUUGAAGGUGAAUGGUUGGUAUAAUUGUCACAAAAUUUUUAUGGGAGCAUUCUUGCUCGGGAAGAUAGAGGUGUGGUGAGUGCUUCAAAUUGAGCACGUCUCUAGUCUCAAGAAGAGAUCAUCAAGAGGAGUGAGCGUGCUUCCGCACGCUUUCUGAAGGGCACUUAAUGUCUGUUUUCGCCAGUACUAUACAUUUGUAAAGUCUGUUAGGCAAACAUACUUGAUCGAUCUGCCGCAGUUUGCCAUUUUAAAGUGCCCUGGGGCGUAGGAGAAUAAAGUCUCCUACCUUAUUCCCCGUCUGCAUAACAUCACUGUGUAAGACGUUCAUAUAUUACUCAUGAUCACAGAGCUCUUCUAGUUUGUUGAGAUUGACAGGAAAUCC
Marchantia polymorpha subsp. ruderalis is the source of this 3923-nucleotide messenger RNA. NCBI's taxonomy places the organism in Eukaryota, Viridiplantae, Streptophyta, Marchantiopsida, Marchantiales, Marchantiaceae. The record is from the annotation of a GenBank genome assembly.